AUGGCUGCAAGCACCCUAGAUCGCUGUCGGCUAGCCCUGCUCUUUGCGAUUUUAAUGGACUUGGCUGGCGUGGUCUCCCUCCUCGUUGGCAUCUUUGCAGAUCUGCAAUUAAAUGGUCAAGACUUUGGUGAUCUACUGAUAUACACUGGAGCCAUUCUUGUCUUCUUGAGUUUGAUUGGCUGGAUCUUUUGGUACACAGGGAAUAUCGAAAUAUCUCUGGAAGAACUGCAGCAAGACUAUGUCAUUAAGGAUGGCACCCUUGCCCGUCUGGCCCGGAAAAUCUCACGUCACAUUUCUAGCCGGGGGACAAACCGUGGAAGCAGAAGAUGGAAAACUGAGGGACAAGGAGGAUCUAGAAAGCCAGAUACCCUACAGCUAUCCAGAGCCAAGGCCCCAAAGCCAGAACUGCUAUCAGGAGCUUCCGAAUCCUAA
Xenopus tropicalis (tropical clawed frog) is the source of this 432-nucleotide messenger RNA. RefSeq names its product transmembrane protein 238 (gene tmem238). The transcript has a single exon. The record is from RefSeq and is a predicted model, not a curated record. NCBI's taxonomy places the organism in Eukaryota, Metazoa, Chordata, Amphibia, Anura, Pipidae. The coding region runs from base 1 to 432 and encodes 143 amino acids.